AUGCUGCUGCUUAUCGACAACUACGACAGCUUCACCUACAACCUCUACCAGUACCUGUGCGAACUGGGCGCCGAGGUUGAGGUGGUGCGCAACGACAAGACCACCAUCGAGGACAUCGAGGCCAUGCGGCCCGAGGGCAUCGUCGUAUCCCCCGGCCCUUGCACGCCCCGGGAGGCCGGGAUCUCCAACGACGUCAUCCGGCACUUCGGCCCCAUGCUGCCCGUGCUGGGCGUCUGUCUCGGGCACCAGUGCAUCGGCGACGCCUAUGGCGCCACCGUGGACCGGGCCGGUGAGAUCCGCCACGGCAAGACCUCAAUGAUCCACCACGAUGGCAAAGGGGUUUUUGCCGGCCUGCCCAACCCGUUCGAGGGCAUCCGCUACCACAGCCUGGUCAUCUACCCCGACACCCUGCCGGAGUUCCUAGAAGUCACGGCCUGGACGGACAACGGCCUCAUCAUGGGCGUGCGCCACAAGGAGCUGCCCGUGGAGGGCGUUCAGUUCCACCCCGAGUCGAUCAUGACCACGGUGGGACACGACCUGCUGCGCAACUACCUGCAGCAGGUGGAGGAAUUCCACCGGUCCGGCUGA
Geodia barretti is the source of this 588-nucleotide messenger RNA. The record is from the annotation of a GenBank genome assembly. Lineage: Eukaryota; Metazoa; Porifera; Demospongiae; Tetractinellida; Geodiidae.